CCUGCCACGUAUGGUGGGAUAUUUGAUCUGUUGUAGGACGCCCUUUGGUAUGCUCGUCGCACUACUAUUUUGACUAUUUUACCACUUCUCUUUUGACACUAUUUGACGUUUAAUGAGAUUUAGCGUCUUCCUCCGUGUUGCAUGAGCAUUCGCUCACUCCUAUCUCCAUGUCUUGUGCUAACGCCUUCUCUGUGUACGCCGAUGCAGUCCCUUCCCCCCCCCCUCACAGUGGAUUCCGCUCGCGUUUCGCUGGACCAAAAGGCUCGUCAGAUUACGACAGAACACAUGUUAGACACACACAGAGUCUGCGCAUGCCAUAAAAAAUGGGGAGUCUGGUGGCACACCUGGGUGCAGGCUCACACCGCGUCAGCUAUUUGUGCCCAAUCCGCGCGCGUCAGUUAACUGACCGGCGCGGACAGUAGACUGAUGCCUGGAAGAGGAAAGGGGGAGGGAGGUCGACGGUUUCGGCGCAUAUUCCUCACUAUACACAACCUGUCAAGCUUGAACUUAUCACAAUGCGCAAAGAAGUGGUGGAUUGGAAAGCUGCCAACUGACGGGAUAACUCAGACUUCGCAGUGAAGUGGCGGGCUGGUGGACCGUGCGUCACGCUGCAACGCCUCCUUCCUAAUGUUGCUGAUAUGGCACUCUUACUUGCAUGGGAUCUGAGCUGACUACAUCUUGUUUCCGUAAAAAACUGGUCCGCCGUGUGUGACACGCAUAAACAGGCUGUGGACUACUGUUAGCCAGUGCGCCCGAUCCUGCCUCCGGCAGCCCUGACCCUCUUGCCACCGCGUCCAGGAGUGUGAGAGAGGACAAAGUGUCGGAGACGCUGUGUAAGUCGCAAGAAACCAAUUUACACUCAAGUCACCGUCCUGCGCCCGCCACGCAACGGGCACCCGGUGGACAUUCUCGUCUGCGACGGUCGAGCUGACGCUUCCAUGCACCUUUUGGAAGCCUCCAUAUGCGUGGUCAGUGAACCGCGUUUUCAGCGUCUAGUUAGUGCGAAUUCUCGCUCGCUAGUAUUUUGUCGCACGCCCAAACUUGACUGGGAAGGAGAAAAGGUGGUGGUCGACGUCGCUGGCAACAUGGAGCAAAACUUCCUUCACGCCGAACACAGUGGUGCACUGGUUUACUAAUCAUGAUAUAAAUCACUAUCUUGCUUUCCUUCUCUUAUUUGUUGUCCUGCUACCUAUUCCUUUUUUCUGUUACUUGUGGCUUUUCAACGUCCAUUCUGUACGGGCCUUGAGUGUUGUGCCUGUGCUCGCUUCUGAUCAAACAAUAUGCCAGAUAGUCUCGUGCUUGCCGCUUUGAAUUUCCCGCCAUUUCCUUCUUUUCCACCUCUUCUCUCUUUAGGAGAUUUGCCCUUGCCUGAAUCCUGCGCUCUGUAUCGCCUCACCCAUGAAUCGGCGGAUCAGCAGCUGGAUCUCAUCGCGGCAACCACUUGUGUCCCACAAAUCAACAGCUCCUGCACCUACCCGCUCGAUUCCCUUGUUCGUCUUGUCUCGCUCCUGCCUAACUUUCGUCUAGCAGGCGGCCUCAAUAUGCCCAAAAUAAUCACCAUUCUUUGCUCCGAUGGCCGGAAACGACGCCAGUUGCUAAAGUGUCGGGAUGACCCACGUCAGGAUGCGAUCAUGCAGCAGGUAAAAGAUCAAUCCUUUUCUCCCGACCCUCCUGGUUGAAAACCGCGACUGCGGGAGUUCGACAGGACUUCUGGGGUCUUUUCUUAUCAUUCCCAAAUAUUUUUACAAGUAAGUCGUACUAAGGUGGGGCGUGUGUGAAUCAUGGACCUAUCCUUCGGAGUUCCCGACCAAGAGUCCUAGUCUGGCGUUUUUAACUGUCAACCUUAACCCGUUAACGGUAUGACUUGUCACUCCACUUAUUAAAAUCAAUGUCUAGUGAUAUAGCUUCCCUCACGAUCCGUGUCGGUGGGAAGAACGAGGGAUCAGUAUAGAAAGUUAGCUCCUUGGAUUUCCGCUAGUCUUUGACCUGGAAAACAGGAGCUAUUGGGAUGUAAUAAGUGCCGAAGUCGGUCAGUGUUGGUUGUCUUUAUACUCUUUGGGAAGACUUUUUAAUGGAAAUAUUUUAAAUUUGAUGAGAGUAAUUAGGUUUUCCAAAACUUUUGCAUCCUAAAGCAUACCUUCAGCAGAAAACGUUCCGAACACUGUUUUUGAAUGCUGCGAAUUUAUGGGUACUGGGUGUAUUUAAAAUCGGAGUCGCCUUUAUAAGAUGUUUUGAAUGAAGAUGCGCGGAGAUUUCCUUUUGACUGGAAUCACGAAAACAUUUUUUCUAUGUGCUAUUUUGAUUUGUUCUAAUUGUUUUGAGUGUGGGAUUUUUCCAUGUUAUAAGACCACCCGUGUCUCCACCCUAGGUAGCGCGCUGGAAAGUGUAGCGGAAUUUUUUCUACUAAACUGUAGACCUGUAAAAUCCUCCAAAAACCUUAAGUAACUAUGUACUUGGUCGCGUUCAAGGGGGGUAAACGAAUCAGCACUCGUUUUCAUCCCACUGGAAGGUUCAAGUACUCUCGUUUGUACCGUCUGUCGUCGUCUUUAUUGCCUUCUAACGUUCUUAAUCACAUGCCAUUAUCUCCUAAUUUUUUUCGUAGCGAAACAGAAACCGACUCGAAAGACCUUUCUUGAAAGCAUUCGACAUAUUUUUUGAGGGCUUUUUUACCGACCUCUUUUGUCCAAGUUGUACCGUUGCUAACCCUGCCUUCAUUCUGUCCCUUCUGCAUGCGCAAGACCACAGGUACCGGUACUUCUAUGUGCCUUGCUGUGAUAACCCCUCUUAAAGCCGUUUUACCUGGGGCGGUGCAUCAGGCGGGAGGGAUCUGGUGGUUUUCUAACCAAAUGAGGAUUAGCCAGAGUGUUUCCCACCCAGCGAAGUUGUCUGUUGUCUUCUUAGAUAACUAUGGAGGAACCAACCCUGCUGUGCCCUACGCAGAGGGGAUCUUAUUGUCAUGCCAGUGCGUAAACCCAUCUACAGUCGUCUUAAUCCUGUCUACGCCAUUAAAACAAAGACUUUGGGGGGGGGGGUGGGGUUAAGCCUAUGCUGAGAUAGUUUCCCCUGCCUUGCGUCAUAACCGCAGAUUUUGAGGCUAGUCAUGGACAUAAUCGAGUUUGUCGAAAAGAUUACCACGUCGUUUUUACUCAGAUUUAUAUUGCAACAUUGGCCAGAUUCUUCCACAGGUACCUUGGCUUUGUAGGUUUUUACAGCAGCCAACCACCUACUGGCAGCCCACGCCUACGAUGUGAUGCCGUUUACCGCUGCAACGACCUCCAGCACCGCCAAUCAAGCUCAGCGGUCCACGCCUACCUCAAACCCUUGUCUGUCACGUCAGCCCAUGCGAAUCCGCACUUAUACGGUCCGUGUAUAGUUCACUUUUGUUGGUUCUUGUAUGUUCUUCUCGGUUUGCAGUUCCUUCUCUCCAAUUCCUGCUUCGGGGCUUCGUUAAUGUGUAAAUUGAGAGCAGUAUUUGUUAUAGCUCACCAUCUGAGAGGUUGGAAGGGGCCCGAUGGGUGUACUCUUACCUCUGUCUUCGAAGCUGGUUAUUCUAGGCCAGACGUAACCAGCAGCACUAGCACGACAUGAAUUCAGUUUGAUUGUCCCCUUUUGUGUGGGACACGCAGUUAUUUGUGUUCAGUUUUUCAGGUCUUGCCCCUCAGAAGCUACCCUUCUCAACUUUGUCCACAUAGAUCACCUUCUUGACUUCUUCUCUCCAUCCACUACUUAGGUAAUUCCUCUGGCACGCCGAAGCGGUCUUAUCGAGUGGUGCGAGGGCACCGUGCCACUUGGGGAUUGGUUGGCUAACGAAACCAGUGGUGCUCACCAGCGCUACCAUCCCACUGACCUCACGCCUACGCAAGCCAAAUUGCGCCUCGCAGGAGUACGUGACAGGGGGCAGGAACGAAAAUUUGCCGUCUUUCAGGAGAUUUGUGAAAGACUGAGGUCAGCGAAAUUGAUGGCCGGACCCUUCUCUGUCUGCACUUUUUCAUGGCUCCGAAUCAUCAUUUUCAGUGUCAUUGUAGCUCUUAGAUGUUAGCCACACGUUGCUCGCGCAUGAUCUUGAUGCGCCAACGAAACUUGAAGACCGCCUUUUGGAAAUGUUUGGUUUCGGCGGCGCAUUGCCCUAGGCUACCAAGUUAGUUAAUUAUGACCUUUUUGUCUUGGAAAUGCUAUAUGAGUGCUCUGCUCUUCUUGAAGGGAGUUAAUAUUUUGCGGGGGUAGGAGACUAGUUUCCGACGAAAACCUGUUAACUGUGCCAUGUCGAGCUACACUGCAGUUCAAAGCAGCCACAUCCUCCCUCAACUUUGCUGCAGUAUGAAUUAAAAGUACCUGCCAACUCACUCAGCUGUUAUCCCACGCUGCUUCCACAGUACCUAAUAUUUCUCAUACGACCUCUUCCAGAAAGGAAAAGCUUUUUAACUGGGGCAGACUUUCUUGUAUGCCUAGCAUAAAUUCUGUGUGAGACUUUUUCUGGGCGACUGACUGCAACACUAUUGUUUUUCAGCUCGCUUUCCUUGCCCUCUUGUCGUGCGAGCGAAUGUUAACAGAUGGUAUCUUCGGCUUAUCUGCCGCCACCACGCAACCAUAAAGGGGGGUCCGGAUGACCUUAGAUUCAAAUCAGCCCUUUCAGAUCUAGCUGAUUGUUGCUUAUCGCGAAUUACAUUUAUUCGAAGUGAUUUCUAUAGAGUGGAAUGGCCACAGUUAUCUAUUUUAAGGAAGAAGAACAUGUAAUCACCGAGACGGUAUUUUGUGUCAGCGGGCACAGGAACCCAUCUUCAGAGACAUAAAAAAACUAUCAUACCUGAGCAGUUUUUGGUCUGACAAAGCGCAAGGGAGAGUGGAAAAACCAUCCAACCUGACCACAUUAUGUCAUCACUCAACGGUGCCUCGCCAUUCACAGCUCUCAAACCGAAAGAACGUCCCAGCACAGUCGCUUCUGUUCACCAUCUGGCGGCUGCCACGACAGUCGGGUAUCUGGGUUGUUAGUCGCCUUUCGGUACACCAUGGUGCCAAACUAGGUUUCUGCAUGACAAGAACGCCAAGAAAACGGCAAUUGUCGGGCCUUCUCUUUUGGAAAUUGAAGGUCUGUGCAGAUGCCGCUAAGUAGUUUCUGGUGGCAUGGUGGUUCCUCCCCCUCAAUCAUAACGAACCUCUCAUCCGCGUGUCGGCGGCACGAGGUAAAAACUCGUCACAUUGGUCCAGAGGGACAAAUACAGGAGCGUCAGCAUCCGCGGAACUACCCAGAGACGACUUUAUCAUCACGAGGGCCAGCGGCAAAGAAUGCAUCAAAAGCGACGGAACGUAAUGUCGUGAGAUCUCGUGUGGGUAUCACCCAUUUUCCAAAAGCUACCCUGCGUACCAGGGCCACGCAGGUGAAUGACCAACUGGUUGCAGGUGAGCAGUCUAGUGUAGGUUGUUGUACUCCACGCCACGACUGUUCCGGCCAUUAUACAGGCUGAACAUCAUGACGGCGCAGUUGACAAAGAUGCGAGCCCGAACGAGUCAUUCGGAGAGGCGCCACUCUGUCCCAGGUCGCCGACUGUACCCGGAAGGAAGACCACAGAUUGGACUUCGCGGAUAGUGCCGACAAUAGGACACGACAGGAGCCGUCAGAGGCCUCGGUCUCGUUGAUAUACUUCCCUGCUAUCAUACUUUGUUCUCACCCGAUCGAGGUGUUUAAUUUAGUUUCCAGCUAAGAACUCACAUGGCCACCGCACCAUGAGGACCCGGUGGCAGGCACUGGGACCCCAUCCUCAUCCCUUUGCACCUGGUGUUAUCAGCCUACAAAGUUAUCAUGCGUGAGGAUGGGCUCCCGUAUGACCCGAGACCUUGGGUUGAUAUGAUUGCCGAUCUGAUGAUUGCGCACCCAUCUUUGCGACAAAAACCUGUUCCGACUUGCCUAUUUUUGUAGCUGUGUGCCACAAAUGAUAACCUUGAACUCUCGGAGCCGUGUAUUGCUGUGUCCUACCAUUGAGCCAGAUUGGUUAACACCUUUUCCUGCUCUCCACCCUCCUUAUUAUAAUAAUUUUACUUUGGCGCCUAGUUUCCAACGCCUAACUAUAACGCCACGGGACCCACAUUUUCCGGCAUUUGUCCGUUUCUGCUAGACGUCACGUCAAGUCUUGCAUUCUAGGCGCGCACCUCACGUACUUUAACCGAAUUUCAACUAUUUUGAUUCCAAGGUUGCUGCAAAUGUUGCUUCAGCCUUUAAGACUUUGGACGGAGGUCUCUGUGACUGCGGUCGCGAUAAGGGUAUUUACCGUCCUCCUGUAAUCUUUCAUUUAAUUGGCGUAGUGGCCCUUCACUCAGUGUUCUGCAUGACAGUCCGUGAAUUGGCUGAACAAGCUUAAGAAUGUUCAAGAUCAUAGAGUAGCCUCCUAUAGCUAUCAAGUAUUUCCCAACGCCCUCAACCUCUCCCCCUCCUCUCGGUUUAUCCUCUUCGGACAGACCGGUCCUGGGCUACUUUUUCCUUGAGAAUUUCCCCAGCCCGACUGAGUGGCACGCUGCAAAAGCGAGGUACACCACUUCACUGGCUGUCUCCUCCAUCCUCGGUUUUCUGGUCGGCCUGGGUGACCGGCACCCGCACAAUCUGCUGCUGCAUCCUGCCACAGGCGAGGUAGUGCACAUUGAUCUGGGCAUUGCUUUCGAUCAGGUGAGUACUCAUUUUUCUAACCUGUCUCAACCCGCCCCUCCCUGCCCUGGCACUUUUACUCACCUCGUCGUCAUUCCCUCCCCUACCGCUUUCAGUCCGAUCUAUUAUAUCCAUUAUAAAGCGCUAAAACAUAGGUGCUGGACUUAAUCUUAGUAGCAGGAACUCCAGUCGACGUAAGCAACGAGAAUACCCUCAGUCAGGUGUAGGAAGCCGAUUUUGGCCUCCACGCUCGCUAUCAUCCCGGUGAUAUCCGGCCAAUUGGUCUGUGUAGUGGCUCCCCGCAGCCUUCACACUAUAACCUGUCUGGCCUCAGUUGAACAACUAAUAGGUCGCCCGUGCUUAUCUCGUAUGGGGGACCUCGCCUGGCUUCCAUAUAUUCUAUUUGACUACCUUUUUGCCGGCUGAAGUUAUCCACUCCUGAGCAUCUUCCUUCAGUUACAGCUGAUCCGAGAUGUGCCUGGCCGACUUUCUCCCAGUUUUAUCAAUAAUUUUUAUUUUGACCCAACUGGAAAACUCGGCGGCAUCGGUGGAAUUCAGACGCACCGAGGUCGCCAAGUUUUUCUCAGCUGGGCCAAGAUAUAUUAUUAAGUCUUCCAAAACGCCUAUACAUAAUUUCUAUAUUGAUUCUUAUGUCGGGAGGCCGAAGUGAUUCUAACGAGUCUCUCUCACUCGCGAAUGAGCUGGCUCUCGGGUUGCUGAUUUGCCUUCGAAUCCAGUAAACGACCUUCGUCACCUUUUUGGUUUCACUACCUAAUUUUGGUUUGACAUUCGUAUUCCUUCGCAAAAAUUCUCGCUUUUCUACCGUACUCCGAUAUGUCUUGAUUAUGCGCAAAGCCUAGCACUUUUUCUUCCCUCCUUAUUUAUGGCCUGUAUUCAAGCCCUCGAACAGGGCUAUCAGUGGCCAGCAGUAUUUGUGGUACUAGUGCAACAUGACUGACCAUUUGUGAUGAAGUCGAAGUAAUGCACUGUGGUCUGACUGCACCAUUCCCGGUCUCGGGCAACGCAGCUGGGCUGUCGGGCUAGGCCUGGGUCAACCUGGAAACAACCAAGUCAGAUUCAGAUCAUCUGGCUUAGAUAUGUUUGGUUAACGUAAGAGAUAAAAAAUCGUCAUUCUCACCCGUCUACAUGUCGGCAAGCCCUUUGAAAGAGUUUAUUAUAUAUCUAAUCGCUAAAGCCUUCUCUACCGGCUUUUACAAGGGUCGUCUUCUGCCAACUCCAGAAGUGGUGCCUUUUCGUUUGACCCGAGAUCUUAUCCAUGCUCUCGGUCCUCUUGGCCCCGAAGCCGGAUUCACCACUGCUGCCGAGUCGGCUCUCUUGGUGUUCGCCUCCGGCGCAGAUGUCAUCAUCACUCUCCUCGAGGUACGCAGCUGCCAUCUGCUGGCUCACUUCGUUUUUUAAUGUCAUCCCUAAGUAAACCUUUUUCACCUUUUUUGCGCUGGGGUCCCAACCUGUCUGGAUUUCCUAAUGGUUCGUGUUAAGGCGCAAAUUCGGCCAGCAGUGAUAUCGAAGGCGCCCUAUCUCACCUGCAACUUGCCACUGUGCCCUUUGGCACAGUCUUGGACUCCAUCACCUACGGUGGAUAAACUAUUGGCGGUCGCGUUGAUUAGUCAGGCCUGAUUAUAGGACGGAGUAGGGUAAGAAGAAAUUUCUUACAGUCGGCCGACCGCUUACUAUAGGCAAAGAUAAACGCCUCAGGGUUUGUGGGCGUCCGCACUGUAGAAUAUUCUAAAAUAAUUCGAUAACCUCCGCGAAACAUACAUUCGUGGCAUACUGACACUGAGCUUUUCUGUGAAUUACAGUUCUCGCUCAAUUUUUGUUCUGCCAGGACUGUCGUUGCGGGCUUUAGACUUACAAGGGAAGUAUCCACAGACGAUGCGGAGCGUCGGCUGUUAUCUAAGAUCAACUAUUUUGUCUACGACCACCUGCACCUGUUUUCGAAAGUUAUGCCCAAAAUACAGAAUAAAUCGACCUCUUGGUAGUCUUUCUUUCUAAACUUCUAAGUGCCUUCAUGAUUCCUUUGCAGGCCUCUCGGAUGGAUUCGGAACAUGGUAAAUUCAUUUAAUGAGAAAGCGGACUACAUGCACACUUGAUUUUACCUAGCUUAAAGGCUCCAGUUACGCAAUACUGAAUAUAACGCCAAUGUCAUCUGUUCCUUGAUAAAGAUGCUAAGUGCCCUACUUGCAUCUCUGGCUCUAUUCAGCCCUCGCCGUUCAGUCGGAGAAUUCUCGUGAGGACAGUUCCCCUCACAAUAGUUAUUGGUGUUUUACAAAUAUACAAAGAUUUGACGUGAACGCAUGGCAAGAUGAUUCGUACAAUAGACUGCCAGUUUGGUUGUUGCAAUAGUGUAAUGCGGCUCUUUGCUGUCAUAAUUUUGACCCGGCAUGCCUACGGAACUUUUAUUGUUUGAACUCCAUGCAUGGCCGUAAUCCAAGUUAUUUGUAAGUCAAUGGGGUUACACUUAAAUUAUUCCCCCUAGUACUGUGGAACUAUUACUUCCACGUGUUCGACAAAGUGAGGCGAAUCUUUGCCAUUUCAAAGUCAGUUGACUAAUCGUCUAGGUUUAUGGACAGCUGCAGUCACUCUUUUCGUUGCCUUCAGAACCCUCAAGGUGACUGAUACCAUAUGAUGCUGUGAAUAGAAGCCUGCGAUCACCCACCAAAUUUUGCUUACUCUUCACCGUCUUAGUAAUACGAUCAUACCGAUUAUUUUCACUGCCUCCGUUUUGCCAAUUGAACACUUGAAUUCUGCGCACCCGGCUGCCUUAACACAUUCUGUGGGUUUCACCCCGACGGUCUCAAAUAUUUUCACUGAAAUGUUCACAACUUUACGCUUAUUGUAGGUACUUUUGCACGACCCUCUUUACUCGUGGUCCCUCAGUCCGGCUCAGCUCUGCGCUCUUGAAGCGAGACGCGCCGAGGCAGUCGCUGUUGGUCCCUCGGUGGGUCCCCCAGGAACCGCCCGCACGAACGACCCCUCGGAACGACAGUCCACGGCCGUCUUCCGAGACCAGCCACCUGUGCAACGGCUAAUCGCCAGCACCUGUCAGACUGCGCAGCGAAGGUCGAAGGGUACGCACGUGUUUUCAUUGUAACUGUUGACGAAUCUGAUGAAAGUAAACCUACAUAUUUACGCUGCCAUCGACUGCACGAAGGUUGGGCACAGUCUUAUUUUCAGUGCCUGACCCCCAAUCUCUGAACUGCAGGUCAACCAGAAGCAGCAGAGUGAGAAGCUUGCGCGUUCCACCCGUGUUGGCUUUUUGAUGUUUUGACUGGAAGAGGUGCACGCCCUUGCGUCUGACGGUGCGGGUAGUCGUCGGCACACGCGAAAUCCCUAAAGCUGUAGGAGCCCACGGCCACGGCUCAGACCGGACGAAUUUGUCAACCUCUGGCGUGACCCAUUGGACGCCUUCUAGUCUUCGGCAAGCGUUGUAACCAUCCAUGCACUGAAAUGUCUGAUGCUCACAAGGCGAGCCUGCAAUUGAGCUGCCGCUCUUCGUCGUCAAAUUUUCACCAACUAGACACCCGGCCCAAAUCCUUAUUACCCCGAGUUGUUUUCAUAUCAGAGGUAUAUGCAAUCACUGGUUGACGCUGUACAGCUGGUAUGCAUGAUUGACAUGUGUGACUUAUAGAUGACGUUGCAUAUAUGCACACCUGAGGUAGUACGAAUUAACAUUUCCGUCCUGAAGGCCGACAGAAAUUGACCAUGAAUUUUCGAUGGCUCAUAACCCAUCAGCGCGGUAUAGGUCUAGGUCCGGGCUAAGUUACCCGUGCAGUUAAGUGCACAGCAGCUGUAUGAAAGCCUAGGCUGCCAGGUGUCGCUGGUUCAGUCGACGUUGCUUCCACUUUGAAAUAGGUUCAUCUCCCUUACAUGCCUAAUGUCCACGCCUGUGCCCUCUUCUCGUUUGUUAAACCCGAAAUACGCUCUGAGUCGGCGGCGGCAGGACGACGUAACCGGCCUAAAAACUACCUAGCCCAACUUGCUACAGCGACCAAUACGUGCGGGAUGCGAGUUAGAUGGCCAGUCGUGGUGCCUGGCUUGGUACAACACUUGCCAACGGCCUGCAAUGGAGAAGUGAGAGUGAAAGGGAUCUCCUUGUGCAAACCUUUCCCACCACAACCACUGCCGAUCAACGGUAGCUCGAGAGGAUAAAUCGGUUGGGAGCCAGGUCGCAGCGGCCCCUUACGACUUCUCCGACGCGGCACCAAGGCAAAGCUUGGUUAGCGUGGGUUGGGGGAGCUAAUACUUGCGUGGCACGCGAGCGGCGAGAGGGAACUAUCCGUUAGCCAUUGCACCCACGCUCGCCUCCAGAAACCUUGACUUAGCCCUUCGAUCAGAACACGAUGCGUCUUGAUCAACCCUGCGCAUGCCUCCAGGUCAUGCGCUGUUUACUGCUGCCCACAAGGGGUAGCGAUAGUCCUCUUCGAGUUUGACAGAGUACGAACUGUAGUUCUGGUAUUUUGGGGCUGGCUUUCCCGGUCGCGGUAUGAUCAGCCCCCUCUGGCUCUACUGCUGUGCCUGACUAGGUAUCGUGGCUAUUCACCGACAAAGUACUUAAAGUGGGCAGUUCAUAAGGAGCCGUCUCCACUAUUUAACUUCAGUUUUAGGUCCUUUCCGUCAGAAGACUUCCGGAAUAUCUAUUUCGUUGUCAUCGCUGAUGGCUGAUGAACAAGUUGACCGUUUACGACAUAGACACAUUUGGGGAUCAACGCAAAAUUUGGUUAAGGUCAGUAAACCAGCAGCCUAAGUAUCAUUCUAUGUGACCCAAACUACUUUUUGGAGAAAUUCAAAGUCGAUAACGCUAUAGGAAGCAAUUGUAUGUCAGCGGGUUGAUCUAAAAAACUCCGGAAGUCAUAUGGUUAUCACUGUCAAUGCUGGCAUACGACUUUAUAGAAAGAUAAUCUGACCUCAGAUGGCGGAACGCGCGUCCAUGCAGCUUUGUACUGGUUCUGGAACCGUUUUAUGGAAGCACAUUUUAUUAAGGCAACAAAAUAAAUUUACGAAAAACCAGUUUCCUGGCCUAUAAAUCCCAAGAAGUCACUUAACUGAUCGUCUUUUAGCAAGCAGAUCUAAAGUGCCGUCAAUCGUGUCCGUUAAAGUAUCUUUACUAACCCACCUACUGCAACCCCACGCUCUUGAGAGAUUAUGCGUUCGUCGGCCGAAAGUCGAACCUCCUUUUCUGACUGCUUUAUGGUCCCCAUCGAAUUUUAGAGUCUGCUAACCAGCUGGCCGAGCGCGCUCUCUUGAAUGUUCGAGACAAACUGGAAGGUCGGGUGGGUGGUAUUGGCAGUGGCGGCCUUUCUACAGCCGCUGGCAGCGAGGGUGUGAGCACUCUGAGAACAGCAGGCCAGAUUAACCUUCUCCUCCGAGCAGCAACGAACCCGGAAAAUCUCUCACGCAUGUACUUCGGAUGGCAGGCAUACCUCUGA
Spirometra erinaceieuropaei is the source of this 12081-nucleotide messenger RNA. Lineage: Eukaryota; Metazoa; Platyhelminthes; Cestoda; Diphyllobothriidea; Diphyllobothriidae. The record is from the annotation of a GenBank genome assembly.